CCAAAGGAGCGGGGAGUAAAAAGCUUAUCGGAGCAGAUUUAUUGGCAUAAUAUCAGAAGACUGGACACAAGUUCAACUCUGCUCUAAGAGCUGAUUGAGUAAACACGGAGGAGUAACACCUUCACUGGAGCCACCAGAGGUGAGCAUUUAAGACUCCACGUCCUGACUCAACAGGCAGAGACAACGCUUAACCAAACCAGGCCACAAGAAGAUUCACUUAUUACAGGAAAGAAAAGAGCUGGAAGAUGUCCGUGCCCCCCCGAAAGGUCUACAAGAGGAGGGAGACAAUCACAGAGCUGCCUCUCUACUUCUCUGGACACCUGCAGAAGAAAACCUCCAAAGAACGGGAUUUCAAGAAAUUUUAUGCAGAGCUCCGAGGAAGCACACUAUUUCUGUAUAAAGAUGACACACAAGAUACCUACAUGGAGAGAAUGGACUUGGAGCAGCUGAAGUCCAAGGAGCUGGAUCACCCCUAUAAGAAUAAAACUCUCUCUCUCAGCCUGCCCACUGAGCAGGUGCAGAUAAAGGCUGACAAUCCUGACUCAAAAAUGAAUUGGAGGUGGUACAUCCUGACUGUGAUCAACAAAGAGGUUCCCAGCACACUGAAUCUGCUGCCAGGUCAGAGGCUGCAGCUGGAGGACGUUUUGGCUCGGGAGAAGAAACGGACAGAGCGUCCAGCCCUCCCACCCCGACCCACCUUCCUGCACUCAAACUCCCCUUCCUCUCCACCAAAAAAAGAUGAGCCUGACCAUGCUGCCACUGAGAUGCCUGACUGUUUCUUCGAUGUGUCUCGACAAGAGGCUGAGAAGAUGUUGAGGGAGCACCCUGAGUGUGGAAGUAUCAUCCUUCGUCCAUCUGCCCUGGCCCACAACUAUGCUCUCACCCUCAGACAGCAGAAUCCCAGUGGAGACACCGUGAAAAACUUCAGAGUAACAUCUACAAACGCGGGGUUUGUCAUUGAGCUGGAUGCACCAGUCACCGUCUCCUCCAUGAAUGAUGUGGUUAAUUACUUCCUUGAAAAGACAGAGUAUCGUCUGCAGCCUUACAGAGCGUCUCAGCCUUAUGACACUCGCUUUGAAGUGUCACCCACUCCAAAGUACAUCAGCAUCACCCCCUCUGCUCCUAAACAAGUACCAAAAGCCCAGGUGGCCCCAAUGCAACGCUCAGAGACCAAAGUGGAUCCUCCCCCUGCAGCCGUACCAGAGGAGGGGGAUUAUGUGCUUCCUGAUGAUGGCAAAUCUGCUAAAUUUAAUCAGAGGCCGAGUAAGAAGAAUGUUUUUUAUCUUAGAAGCUGCUGUCGAAUUUUAUAUCAGAGUGUUUAUCCAGUAUUUUUAAGUAGUCUGUCUAAAUGGGUGACUUUUUUUUUUUUAUUCAUACUAGCUAAUUUGGAAGGAGAGCUACGUGCAGUUUUGAAACUACGGAGAGAAGCAAUCUACGGUGGCAAGGAGGGUGAAACUAAUAAGAAUCAAGGUGCUUCAAAAUCUGAAUCAGGCACAGCCACCUGGAGUAAAAACAGCUCUGUUGCAUGAGUUAUGUUGUUCUGAUUUCAUGUUCAAGCAUUAAUCUGAGUUAAGCAAGUGCAUCUUCUGCUGUGGACUUGUAAAAAUUCUACCUUUUCGUGUCCAACUGGUUUUAUACAAAAUUGAAUUAAAAUGAGAGCUGUCAUGUGUCAAAGCAAUGUCCUUAAAUCAACAAGCAUGACGGCCCCUGGCCAGGCUUCCUGUCUCUGCAUCACAACAUGAGAAAGCAAUCUUUUAACUUAACACUGCCUCCAAAGACAUAAAAAACAUAAAUACCUCA
Cheilinus undulatus (humphead wrasse) is the source of this 1800-nucleotide messenger RNA. RefSeq names its product signal-transducing adaptor protein 1-like. Bases 246 to 1529 code for a protein of 427 amino acids. The record is from RefSeq and is a predicted model, not a curated record. The transcript has 9 exons. Gene Ontology annotation, molecular function: protein kinase binding; signaling adaptor activity. Lineage: Eukaryota; Metazoa; Chordata; Actinopteri; Labriformes; Labridae. Gene Ontology annotation, biological process: positive regulation of B cell receptor signaling pathway; cell surface receptor protein tyrosine kinase signaling pathway.